CCUGCCUCUGCCGCCGGGACGCUCAAAAUCCGAAGUGAUUCCUGAAAAUUCAUCCGUGUGUAGAAGUGGUUGCCAGACGGUUGCCUCUGCGGGGAUCCAGCCUGCCGGGUCUGGUGCGGAGGAGGCUCCCUUGGCUGCUGGUGCCGAAGGAGAGGUCGGCUUGUGCUGGGAAGGAUUUCUGGUCUGGUAAUGGGAGUGCUGAUCUGAGCUCUGCAAGGGGAGCCACGAAUGUGGAGGGGAGAUUCGAAUCACCCAGCUGAGGAGAAAGAGAACUAAACCAGAGCUGAUCCACUUCCAUCCCACGGGAGCACUCCUGGGAGGCUCAGUGCCUUGGAGGAGGGAAGAUGGCUCAGGAGACCAACCAGACCCAGGUGCCUCUGCUGUGCACCACGGGCUGUGGCUUCUAUGGCAGCCCCCGCACCAACGGCAUGUGCUCCGUCUGCUACAAGGAGUUCCUGCAGCGCCAGCAGAGCAGCGACCGCAUCAGCCCCUCAGCCCCCACUGGUGCCAGCAGCAGCCCCAUGGCCUCCGAGUCGAUCGCAGGGCAGCGUGCGGAGGGAGACUCCAUGCCUGAGGAUGCAAAAGCCAGUGCCCAGACUCCUGUGACCCAUCAGAUGACAGCCAUGAGCAUAUCCAGAGAAGAAACCAGCAACGAGGCAGAAGAACUUGGCAAGGCAGAAGAAGUCUCAUCAGCAUCUUCCUCAUCAGGUACCCUGCUUGAAGUGUCCCAGAGCACUGCUGAGGACAAGACAGCUGCAGAGAAACCCAAACAGAAGAAGAAUCGCUGCUUCACCUGCAGGAAGAAGAUUGGGCUGACUGGCUUCGACUGCCGCUGCGGGAACCUGUUCUGCGCCAUCCACCGGUACUCCGACAUGCACGCCUGCCCCUACGACUACAAGGCAGAAGCUGCCGAGAAGAUCCGUAAGGAGAACCCCGUCGUCGUGGCCGAGAAGAUCCAGAAGUUGUGAAGGGGCUGAGCAGCUCGAACUGCAGCCCGGUGGCCUGGUGCUCCUCCCCUUCCUCCCAGCCUUCUUCCUCUUCCUCCCGGCCCCCCUGCUGGUGUGACGGAGGCUCCGGCAGCGCACACGAACGAGCCCCCGGAGCCGGGGGACUCCUCGCACCUCUCUCUUACCCCCUCCUGCCCGUCCAGCACCCGCAGCUCAGGCGAUCCGUUUCCCGAGCAGCUUCCCGAGGGAAAAGGAACUGUCCUGACCUGCUGAUCCAGCCCUGAGCCCUUCAGACUUGUUUGGCACGGGGUGGUUUGCACGGCAGGGGCAG
Indicator indicator is the source of this 1278-nucleotide messenger RNA. RefSeq names its product AN1-type zinc finger protein 5-like. Bases 345 to 968 code for a protein of 207 amino acids. NCBI's taxonomy places the organism in Eukaryota, Metazoa, Chordata, Aves, Piciformes, Indicatoridae. Gene Ontology annotation, molecular function: DNA binding; zinc ion binding. The transcript is spliced from 7 exons. The record is from RefSeq and is a predicted model, not a curated record.